Messenger RNA from Lentinula edodes (shiitake mushroom), 1680 nucleotides. RefSeq lists its product as uncharacterized. The record is from RefSeq and is a predicted model, not a curated record. Bases 203 to 1609 code for a protein of 468 amino acids. The transcript has 2 exons. Lineage: Eukaryota; Fungi; Basidiomycota; Agaricomycetes; Agaricales; Omphalotaceae.
UUAUAGACGCUGACUUUCUCUCUACUACGUUCAUAUUGUCUUCCCUCCAAGAGAUUAUAUCGAGAGCAAAAAUGACUGAUCUCAUUCGUUUCGUGACUUUGAAUCCAUGCAAUAGCAGGUUGGGCACGGUGGGCCAAGGUAAACACAAAUUAAUGCACGUUCACGUUGAAUGAACGCAAUUUUCUCGCAAUAACCGAAAGUCAUGCGGGCUGCUCCCGAGCUUACAUUGUAUUCAUUCGACCAAAUGGUAAUUCCCGAAUCCUCGUCGAUCGGACUUACUUCACAAACCUGUCUGAAUGUACCUUGUCACGAUCAAGAGCACGAGUAUGAAGGGGCGAGGAGCUCACGAGGACCCCGGUCCUUACCUCAAGUACUUAAAACCAUCUGGCGAGCGAGAGUUUUCACGACUGAUCCUACCACCAUGGUCCCUCAGGAAAUAUUCGACUUGUGCAUUGACUGGCUCGAAGCAUCCCAAUGUUUUCUAUCGCUGAAGACUUGCACCUUGGUCUGCAGCUCUUGGCUCCCUCGAGCUCGGUACCAUAUUUUUCGUCGUUUAUCUAUCGACUUUCGUUUUCGUUUUCGCGAAUCACUGCCAGAGUUGAUCUGCCAACUUCGAGCUGAUAUAUUCGCGAAGCCUUCCAUUGUAUCUUAUGUGCGGGUGAUGUCUCUCCAACUUCAAUACUCCUUGGACCACCAGGCAGGUCCUGAGAGUCCGUACGAGUGCCUGUCGGAUAUCCCAUUCACCAAUCUGGAGCAGCUUCAUAUCAACUUUGCCUACUCGCUUCUCACAGAAGAUUAUCCCUGGCGACUAUCUCGUCUUAUUCAUCUCCUUCAAAACAAUCCUCACUUGGAAAAUCUAUCCUUGCGGAAUUUCGCCAUCGAUGCACAAUCGAUGCAUACACUCCUUCUUAAUCUGGCUACGUAUUCACCGCACAUCAAGACACUCGUCUUGGACGAUAUACGUAGCUUCAGGUGGUCCAAAUCAGAAAGUGAUUGGUCGCUUCCCCGACUCAUCCCAUUGGAGAGGUUAUUGGUUUUUGAGGGACCAGGCUUUGAUCUGAUGGGUUUCAUCUUUCGUCAUGGUUUCUUCGAUUGGAACACGCUAAAAACACUUGCACUUGUUGGAAGCCUCAACGAAGAUGGGGUCAAAGCUCUGGUAGACUCGGGGUGUGGUCAAGUUACUUCUUUUCUAACGCUUGAUCUCAGAAAUUUGCGCUCUGAAACCUUGUUAGAGACAGUCUUGGGUAAUUUUCCCCAGCUUCGUCAGCUACAACUUCUUCCACCGGCUGUUGAUAGCCACGGAAUACUCUCACAUACCCUCGAGCAGUUGGGGCGCCAGGCAAGCUUCAGCCGUCUAAUGAGCCUGUACAUAUCGAAUCCUAUAUUGGUCUUUCCACUGGAUACACAACUAGUGGAGUUGACAAAAGCAAUGCCGUCUUUGCGACAUGUCAGUUUCAAUUUUGGCAGCUGGCUUCAGGAGAAUGCUAUCGAUUCGGAGGAUAUGAAGAAUCGUCUGCCUCUAACGAGCAGGACAGGUGUUCUAGAUUUCAAGUCAAAUGAAAUACAUAUAUCGGCGUCCCAGGAUACACCAUACAAUAGUGUACAAUAGCAAUAAUGUGCAUGUGUGCUGGAGACUGUCUUCACUGCUUCAAAACGAGAACUUCUCUUACUUUGUCAGUC